Messenger RNA from Prorocentrum cordatum, 2052 nucleotides. NCBI's taxonomy places the organism in Eukaryota, Dinophyceae, Prorocentrales, Prorocentraceae. The record is from the annotation of a GenBank genome assembly.
AGCCGAGCAUGCGCGCAGCCGCGCCCGCUCCGCGGCAUGGGCCAGGGGGUUGGCAAGGACUGGGCGGUGCAGGCGGGUGUGUCGGCGCAGGUACUGUGCUCUGACUGUAGGGGCCAGGCGCUGUGCGAGGACGGCGUCUGCGCUGGUCUGGAGGAGGGCCUGGAGAGCCUCCUGGUCGAGGGCGUCGGCGCCCACGAGGGCGGCUCGGGCAGCAGCGGGCGCCGACGCUGGCGGCGUGCGAGUCCGCCGCUGCCGCCCCCGCCCGCGGACGCCCAGCGGCUGCUGCGCGGGUGCCCGCGGGAGCUCGCGGACUCGCUGUGGCAGCUGCAGCAGUGGGGCGUGCUGCGGUGCGGGCCGUGGCUGUCCGACGAUGCCCAGAGGGCUUUCUUCCGCAGCCUGCAGCGCUGCCACCUCUCGCAGCUGGUGGAGCGGCACGUCGACGCAACCGCGCCGGACGACAGCGUCUACGUGCCUCCGGUCCCCGUGGGGUGGCAGGAGCUGCUCGCCAACCCCUCCUUCAGCGCCGGCCAGGUCUUCGCGUCCGAGACGAUGCCCGCCGACAUGCGCAAGAGCUUGCGGAAGGCUGGCCUGCAGGCGCUGCACCUGGGAAGGGUGGCGGUGGUGUUGCUGGCGGGCGGGGCCGGCCUGCGCUUUGGCGGCAGCGAGCUUCCGGUGAGCUGCUCUGGCAGAGUUCUGAAGCUUCCCAGCGGCAAGAGCAUCCUGCAGCUGCUCUGCGAGCGAGUCAGGCGUCUCAAGGAACUGGCCGCCACGGAAGGCAAGAGGAAGACCGCUGCGCAGAUCCCCGUGUUCGUGAUGACCUCCCGUCUGACGCACCAGAUGGUGGUGGAGCACUUCAGGAGCAACUGCUUCUUCGGGCUGCCCAGCCACGACGUGAAAUUUUUCGAGCAGCCAGACUACCCCGUCAUGCACGAAAGCGGCCACCUCUUGCCUCAGAGCUUGGGCGGCCAGUUUGCGCGCGCCCCUGGCGGCCCCGGGGAGGUCUUGAGGGCUCUGGCGGCUUCCCCGGCGAUGCAGGAACUGCAGGACAGGGGUGUACAGUCGCUGCACAUCGUUGGCACGGACAACCUGCUUGCCAAGGUUGGCGACCCAGUCUUCAUCGGUUUCUGCCAGGUGGCGGAUUGGAUCGACUGUGCGUGCAAGGUGACCGAGCGGCUGGACCCGGACGAGGACAUGGAGCUCUUCUGCGUCCGCCGGCGCUCCGUGCAGACCCACAUGGCCGACGUGGAGGAGGCCGCGUGCGGCCUGGACUUUGCGGAGGCGAGCGAGGCGAUGCGCCACGACCGCGGCAGAGAGGACGGCAGGCUCCUCUACAGCGGGUCGAUCAACUCCGUCUUCGCCGCGCUGCCCUACCUGCGGGAGAUCUCUGGGCGCAGGAUGAGGGAGCACCAGCUCUCAAGGCCGGUGCCCUACCUGGAUUUCCACCUGUCCCCGGCCGUGCCAGACGGCGAGCUCUCCAGGGCCGCCAGCGCCGAUUCCUCCGAUCAUCGAUCGUCGCAUCGGCGCCCUCUGCCGCGAAGGCAGCGAGGAGGCGGCCCGCCAGCCACGCGCACGCCGUGGAGCUGGGCGGCUGGCCGUGCGAACCCGCGGAGGCGGGCCUCUCCCGGCAGCUGGGCCUCGCGGCGGCGGCCGCGGAGGCCAGAGCGCGCUGCCCUGGGACACCGCAGGACGGCCACGAGGCCUGGCGCUGCGACGUGAAGCUGGACCAGUCCGCGGGCGAGCAGGCGGUCCGCGUGCGCGGCGCUCACGCCGGGCCCGUGGCCCUGCCGUGCUCCCUCUGCGGCCCAGACCUCGACGUGGCCGAGCUCGCCGCGCGCGUCGACGCCGGCGGCGCCGCGGCCCGGCUCGGGUGCAGCCUGGUGGCGCCUCGGAGGCCCAACGCGCUGGUCUUGGAGACGUCCUUGCUCGAUCUCUUCGAGUUUUCGGACCGCGCGGUGGCCUGGCUCGUGCCCCGCGACGCCGAAUACGCGCCGCUGCACCGCGAGGGGGGGCCCGAAGCCGCCCGGCUCGCCCUGCUGCGGCUGCACGCGGGGU